Molecule: messenger RNA, 315 nt
Organism: Paracoccidioides lutzii Pb01
Exons: 2
Coding region: 1-315 (104 amino acids)
Source: RefSeq, a predicted model, not a curated record
AUGUCUGACAUCAUCGCUGUUUUACCUGGUCUUGAAGGUCUUAGAAUACGAUCCCUCUCCCUUCGUCAGCUCGUACCGGAGACCUAUUCGCGGAACAGAGUACCCGCCCGGCCCUGCUCCAGCCCGGCUCCAGCCUCCAGAGGGAGGAAGGGCAAGUCGCCUGUGCGGAUACGAGUGACAGCUGAGAUACUCUUAGGACAUGGCUGGCUGGGCGGAGUUGCAGUGGCUAGCGCUGAUGAGCCAGAAGUGCUCCGGGCCACUAGGAAAGUACCGGAUCAUCGUCGGCCGAAGAUAUAUUUAGUUUUCCCUUGUUAA